AUGCAUAAUACAGCGGUUAUUCAACACUUAAAUGACAUCCUUGAAAUAAUAGUUGACUUUCAACCGUUGUCCAAGCAAAAACAGGAACGGAAAAUAUUCGAUUCUAAUGGUUCCUCAAUCCUUUAUGAUUCUCCUGAAAAAGCUGAAUUUAUCAAUUUAUCAUAUCAUUUGCAUUUUUUACAAGAAUCCCUACAAACCAUAAACAUUAAACACUUUUGA
This is a messenger RNA of Heterobilharzia americana, 219 nucleotides long. NCBI's taxonomy places the organism in Eukaryota, Metazoa, Platyhelminthes, Trematoda, Strigeidida, Schistosomatidae. The record is from the annotation of a GenBank genome assembly.